Messenger RNA from Effrenium voratum, 872 nucleotides. The record is from the annotation of a GenBank genome assembly. NCBI's taxonomy places the organism in Eukaryota, Dinophyceae, Suessiales, Symbiodiniaceae.
AAUGGGUGGAUCUUGUGAUUUUGCUUGCUUUGGGGUAGCGAUGGCGGUCGUUUUGAGAGCGAUGGAGUGCUGAACCCGGGUUCCUCGCCAACUUUGCGCGGCAGAUGGCUGCAAGGCGCAUCAUUUCCUGCCAAAUGAGCCUUCAGCAGGACUGUGGAUGAAACUGGAGGACCAAGUGGUCUACGGGGAAGACAACGUCAGCCAAGAGGAGUGUCGCUCGCUGAACGACUUCAACUUUGGCUUCAUACUAGGUGGCUGCGACCUUUUGCUGGACGUCCCCAUGAGCACUUCCUGGACUUCUAUGCCGCCAGAGCUGGCUCCGAGCCACCUAGCGACAUGGACGUCGUCUUCGACCCCUUUGCUUCCAGAGGAUCAUGUGCCCGAUCCGGUGUGUGAGAAGGAAUUGAAACCCUGGGCGCGCUACGGCAGUGGCAGAUGCUGGACCGUUGCUGGCAGCUGAUCGAGCAGAAUGAGCACUGACAGGCCAACGUGCUGCGCAUUUUUGAUGACGCAGCUGUGCUUGCACCCUACACCCCGUGGCCCGCUUCACACGAUGGGGGUGUGCCUCAACGCGAAGUUCGACUUCGCCGUGGGACAACAUGCGCAAGUACCUCACUGCUUGAAGAGCAAGGGCAGCAUGUCAUGCUUCUGUUGCUCUUCAGCCGGUCGGUAGCGGACCUGAUCGCUGCGCAGCGGAACUGCACCAAUGUUAUCAUGUCUUCGGGAGUCCUUGCUGUUCAACUCUAUGAGCCUGGCCAACAUGUCGUUACACAAAGCGAGCCACACUGGCGCUUCAUUCUCUCUGCCAAGCUCACAACUCACAACGGUUGGUGCCAGCACGACCUACUGUGGAUGGACAAAAUCCUGCACCA